AUGUUUGAAUUUGCUUUGUUGACCUUUGGAUACCUACUGUAUUCCCAACAUUACAUUACAUCACAUCACCUGCCCCUCGCUGAUGUAUGUUUUACUUGUCUGGCUCGUCUUUGGUUUGGCGCAUUUCCCCCUCCUCUCCCCCUCCUCCUUGUUUGUCUGGUCGGCAUUUUGCUUCUUUGAUGCUGGUUGUGAAAUGUUAGCGUCGACCUCCAUCUUUAGCAUCCACCACUUUCAACCUCAGAAGAAGUCAUUCAUUCGCCAGAUGGCGCCGGAUUACGCUAACCUUCAGGUAGACAGACUUUCUUUUGUUUUGACUUUGCAUCACCCCAUGCGAUCGUGCUCCGAUUGGUACGAUAGCCCAGAGACGAAUAAACGAUUGACGCCAAAAGAAUUGCGUACACACCCCACUCAGUCACUCACAUUCACUCACCUCCUGGUCCAACAAAUCAGUUCCCACUCUACCAGAGUCUCUUCUCACCUUCUUGCUGAUGCACACAUACAAACUUUGCGUCAACGUAUCUGCAUCCAGUCUGGGGGAGGUCUGUGGUUAGAAUUUAAAGUAAAGUGAGUUUUAAUUCGGGUCGGACAGAAAAUAAGUUGUUAAAUUAUCUGUGUGCGUCAAGUUCUGUACUGCCGAGUAGUACUCCGUACUGGGGGAGGCUUUGGUCGUGUAAGGUCCAAGGUUGCUUCAUAAAUAAAUAAACUUUCGCUUCCCUU
This is a messenger RNA of Fusarium redolens, 717 nucleotides long. RefSeq lists its product as uncharacterized. NCBI's taxonomy places the organism in Eukaryota, Fungi, Ascomycota, Sordariomycetes, Hypocreales, Nectriaceae. The coding region runs from base 83 to 568 and encodes 161 amino acids. The transcript has a single exon. The record is from RefSeq and is a predicted model, not a curated record.